CAGUUGACAAAUGUAAACAAGUCAAGUGACAGCAGCUGCCAAACAGAGAGAAAAACAUUUUAUGGAGAAACACGGAGAAAUCUUAGUAUAUCAUCUCCGAAAAUAAACUUUGACCUGUUUUUAAGUCAAUAAAACCGCCACACCGGAGGUGUGUUUUAAGAAAUGAGUGUUAUGCAAGGUUUGCGGCAUGAGAGAUAUAGGUUAUGUUCGUUUAUUUUAAACAAGUGUAGCUCAAAUAAUAGGAUAAUUAGCCAAUUGUUUGUUAAACCGCAACAGCAAAGACAGUUUUCGUUGCAAUCGACUUUUGACUCGAUCGCGAAAACCCAAAGUGGCAUUUUUAAAAGUUUGUCAGAAAGUGCCCCAGUUGAGUAUUGCCAGAAAUUUUUGCUAAAUGUCCAUGAUACGACGGGGCUCCCGUGGUGGGCUACCAUAAUAUGCACCACGGUCAUGAUGCGAGGGUGCGUGACUGUGCCCCUUGCCAUUUACCAGAAUUACAUCAUGGCCAAGUUAGAGUUUGUCAAGUUAGAAAUGGAUGAAAUUGCGCAAGAGUUGAAGAAGGAAACGGCAAUUGCUGUUAAAAUGUAUAACUGGGACGAGAAGACUGCGAGAAUCACGUUCAAACGAUCCAUUAGGAAACAGUGGCAGGGUUUAAUACAGCGGGAGAAUUGUCAUCCGUUUAAAACCACUUUAUUGAUUUUUUUCCAAAUACCGUUAUGGAUAUCGCUUUCGGUUAGUCUGAGAAAUUUGGUUUACAUGUUGCCACAGCAAGACACAAGCGCUCAGAUCACCUUUACUGAGCUGAGUGUUGGCGGUUUUGGGUGGAUCCCCAACCUGACUGUGGUUGAUUCAUCACUGGUUUUGCCCAUUUUGUUUGGUUUACUAAAUUUGGCAAUUAUUGAAAUGCAAACUUUAUCUAAGAUAAAUGUCCCGACCAAAUUGCAACGAUACUUAACAAAUUUUUUUAGAGGACUUAGUCUUGUCAUGAUCCCUGUUGCAUCAGCGGUGCCAUCAUGCGUUGUGUUAUAUUGGACAACUUCAAGUGCCUUUGGGUUCGUGCAAAAUUUAGUAUUAAUUUCGCCAAAAAUCAGGCGAAUUUGCAAAAUCCCACAAACACCAAGUGAGAUUGAACAACCCUACCAACACAUUCUUCUAGGGUUUAAACAAAAGUGUAGAAACCUAACGAGUGGUUUUAAAACAUGAUUGGACAAUGAAUAAAGCCUGAAGUCAUCAAAAAAUCA
Tribolium castaneum (red flour beetle) is the source of this 1238-nucleotide messenger RNA. RefSeq lists its product as uncharacterized. Lineage: Eukaryota; Metazoa; Arthropoda; Insecta; Coleoptera; Tenebrionidae. The transcript is spliced from 4 exons. The record is from RefSeq and is a predicted model, not a curated record. Gene Ontology annotation, biological process: mitochondrial respiratory chain complex IV assembly; protein insertion into mitochondrial inner membrane from matrix. The coding region runs from base 163 to 1200 and encodes 345 amino acids. Gene Ontology annotation, cellular component: mitochondrial inner membrane. Gene Ontology annotation, molecular function: membrane insertase activity.